Trichoderma citrinoviride is the source of this 1059-nucleotide messenger RNA. RefSeq lists its product as hypothetical. Bases 1 to 1059 code for a protein of 352 amino acids. The record is from RefSeq and is a predicted model, not a curated record. The transcript has a single exon. NCBI's taxonomy places the organism in Eukaryota, Fungi, Ascomycota, Sordariomycetes, Hypocreales, Hypocreaceae.
AUGGCUCUCCGAUCCGUCGCCUUGUUCGCUCUCUGUGGCGUUUCCCUAGCCUCACCAUCGGCACCACCACUUAGACCCGUCAGCACUCUAUACGAGUUCCCCAAUCCCUCCUACAUUGAGAAUCUCGCAGUUCGAAGCAACGGCCAGAUCCUCAUCUCCGGCAUCAGCACUCCCCAGCUCGUCCUCUUCGACCCUUCACCCUCUGGGCCAAAGAAGCCUGUGCCUGUUCACAACUUCACCGAGUCUCUCGCUCUAGCCGGCAUUGCAGAGUACCAGCCAGACGUAUUUGCCGUCAUUUCAGGCAACUCUUCCUUCACAAGUGAUGCGUCAAGUGCUGGGACGUGGAUCGUCUGGAGCGUCGACCUGCGCGGUGUCGACAUCUCCUCAAAGCAUGGCCAAGUGGGACUCACAUCGCCGCCCGUGGUGAAGAAGAUUGCGCAUGUCGAGCCGGCUCAGUUCCUCAACGGCAUCUCAGUUCUCUCAGAAAAGGACCAGACGCUCCUCGUCGGCGAUGUCAACGGCGGCGUCAUCUGGCGCUUGGACGUCAAGACAGGGCAUUACGAGGUCGUCAUCAACAACACGUACACCCAGCUCUACCCGUCGCCACCCUUUUCGGCGUCGGGAGUCGACGGCGUCCACGUCCGCGACGGCUCGGUGUACUUUACAAACUUUGGCAACGGCACGUUCAACAAGAUGCCCAUCCACUCGGAUGGAACGCCUGCAGGGCCGGUGACGACGCUUUCCCAUAACCACGGGCCGCUUCAUGAGUAUGAUGACUUUACGUUUGACUGUGACGGAAACGCGUUCUUGGUUACGGGAGGCGAAAACACCAUUGAGAUGAUCUCGGCGGAUGGAAAGCGCCAGGUGACGGUUGCUGGCAACCUCAAUUCCACUGCGAUUGCUGAGCCGACCUCUUGUGCUUUUGGUCGUGGCCCGCACGACAAGAACAUCCUCUAUGUUGUUACUGCGGGCGGAAUGCAGACGCCGGUGAACGGAGAUGUUGUUAUUGGUGGACAACUGGUUGCGGUUGACACGACGUCGAGGGGUUCAGCUUGCUGA